ACACUCUACCACCAUGAAUCUACUUCUGAUCCUUACCUUUGUUGCAGCUGCUGUUGCUGCCCCCUUUGAUGAUGAUGACAAGAUCGUUGGGGGCUACAUCUGUGAGGAGAAUUCUGUCCCCUACCAGGUGUCCUUGAAUUCUGGCUACCACUUCUGCGGUGGCUCCCUCAUCAGCGAACAGUGGGUGGUGUCAGCAGGUCACUGCUACAAGUCGGCAAUUAACUCAAAAUUAUCAGGAAGAGGGUGUGAAUAUCACCGCAUCCAGGUGAGACUGGGAGAGCACAACAUCGAAGUCCUGGAGGGGAAUGAACAGUUCAUCAAUGCGGCCAAGAUCAUCCGCCACCCCAAAUACAACAGCCGGACUCUGGACAAUGACAUCCUGCUGAUCAAGCUCUCCUCACCUGCCGUCAUCAAUUCCCGCGUGUCCGCCAUCUCUCUGCCCACUGCCCCUCCAGCUGCUGGCACCGAGUCCCUCAUCUCCGGCUGGGGCAACACUCUGAGUUCUGGUGCCGACUACCCAGACGAGCUGCAGUGCCUGGAUGCUCCUGUGCUGAGCCAGGCUGAGUGUGAAGCCUCCUACCCUGGAAAGAUUACCAACAACAUGUUCUGUGUGGGCUUCCUCGAGGGAGGCAAGGAUUCCUGCCAGGGUGAUUCUGGUGGCCCUGUGGUCUCCAAUGGAGAGCUCCAAGGAAUUGUCUCCUGGGGCUAUGGCUGUGCCCAGAAGAACAGGCCUGGAGUCUACACCAAGGUCUACAACUAUGUGGACUGGAUUAAGGACACCAUAGCUGCCAACAGCUAAAGCCCCUGGUCCCUCUGCAGUCUCUAUACCAAUAAAGUGACCCUGCUCUCAC
Molecule: messenger RNA, 851 nt
Organism: Homo sapiens (human)
Lineage: Eukaryota; Metazoa; Chordata; Mammalia; Primates; Hominidae
Gene: PRSS2
Product: serine protease 2
Exons: 6
Coding region: 14-799 (261 amino acids)
Biological process (GO): proteolysis
Cellular component (GO): extracellular region
Molecular function (GO): serine-type endopeptidase activity
Source: RefSeq, marked reviewed